Molecule: messenger RNA, 1185 nt
Organism: Malassezia vespertilionis
Lineage: Eukaryota; Fungi; Basidiomycota; Malasseziomycetes; Malasseziales; Malasseziaceae
Exons: 1
Coding region: 1-1185 (394 amino acids)
Source: RefSeq, a predicted model, not a curated record
AUGCAGGAAGACGGGGCGCAUCGGCCCCCUAUAUUCCCUGCAAUCUCCGAUGCGUGCCUGCAGCACCUCUUUCCGGACACGAGUAUCGGCACAAGCGUCGCUGGCUGUGUGCGUGCGGCACUGACUGAGAUGGAACUGUCCUACCAACUCGAUCCGUGCCUCUUGAACGAGAAGAGCGAUACAAACCGCGGCUACUGGGCACUUGCCGACUUUGUGCGCCGUGGCUGCGCCGCGCCGCGCGAAAGAGACAGGCGUGCGGCGCCCGCGGAGCAUGUGCCGAGCGAGGCGCCACGCGCAGAAACAGUGCGCCCAGUUUUGGUUCAGCGUGCCAAAACGUAUGCCGUGCACGAUGUGUACGCCGCGAUCGAUAAAAUGGACUUGGACACGAUAAUGGCGAUCCGCGAUAAAGAGUUUGUGCUGCUGCUUGGCGGAAGCGAUGAUGUGCGUGAGAAACGGACGCCGCUGGAGCACGCCAUCAGCCUCGGGCCGCGGUACGAGCGCAUGAGUCUCUUUUUGGCGGGCUCCAUGUCGCGCUUUGUGAAUCACCUGCCCGAGGACCGACCGCUCGACAAUGCACAGCAAGCGGCGCUGCACAAGGUGCGCACGAACCUCAAGCUUGCCAUCGACCACAGCCUCGAUAAGGAGCAAACGGGACUCCUCGCAUCUUACCUCCAAAUCCUCGUCAUGUCCCAGGGCAUCGCGUGGAUCGAAAAGAAUGUCAAGGCGGUUGAGCGCGAACUGCAUGCUUGCUUUUAUGCCACACAGGGCGCUUUGCUGCCACAACCGACCGCGGCUGCUCGCGACACUGUAUCGUAUUUCCUUACGCACAACCUCCGUACACGGUGCCGUACAGAGCACCUUGUUAUCGCUACCAUGGACGACUAUAUUGCAAACGCCGCGUCGGAUCUCGUGCUCCUUGCAUUGUGGGAUCUCGUGCGCGGGACGCGUGCGCCGCUGCCGCUGUAUGCCUUUGCGCGCGACGAUCGGAUCACGGGCAUGUUUCUGGACGCCGUGCGCGAUCCCACAACCCGUCCGCAUGGGCCGGCAGGGCAUGCCGCGCUGCGCUUCGCGGAAGCGCAAGACGCGCAUCUGCGCCGGCACAGUGCCACGGAGCGGUUUCAGCUGCUGGAGAAGAUAUGUAGGCAAGGCGCAGGGUCGUGGGAGGCGGGGGAGGUGCUAGUAUAG